AUGACCGACGAAAUCUCCCACGACCAUUACCACGAGCGCGGGGAUUCCUGCCCGGGCUUGGAGAAGAUUGAAUGCAACCACACCCACACGCCCCUCCAAACCUCCGAAAACAUCGAAGCACACCUGAAAGAUCUCGAUGCUCGAGUCCAAGCGCUUCUGAAGGAAGUCCAGGUCGCGCAUGUGAGUGCGUCCGCCGCUCUCAACGUCGCUGUGAACUUGCGGGACACGGGGGAUGAGAGUGAUGGGGAGACUGUGAGGCUACUGAAGAAAGAGGGUCAGAGGUUGGAUGAGGAGACGGAGAGGUUCGGGAAUGUGUAUAAAGCGUUGGUGGAGGAAAGUCUAGAGAUUAGGGGGAGGGUUGAUAUGGGGGAUCCGAGCGUUAUGAGGCAUAUUAAUGUAGAGGAGGAUAUGGUGGGGGUGUUGAGGGUUAGGCUUGAGGAGUUGGAGUUGGAGGUGGGGAGGGUUGGGGGUGUUGUGGCGGGGUUGAUGGUGUUUGUGAAGGAUGGGUGA
This is a messenger RNA of Fulvia fulva, 510 nucleotides long. RefSeq lists its product as uncharacterized. Bases 1 to 510 code for a protein of 169 amino acids. Lineage: Eukaryota; Fungi; Ascomycota; Dothideomycetes; Mycosphaerellales; Mycosphaerellaceae. The record is from RefSeq and is a predicted model, not a curated record. The transcript has a single exon.